CCUUUCGCAAAAAACCCAAAUAUCAGGAAUGCGGAGUCCAAAUUAAUUUUCAAUGUUUAUCUUCAUUUUAAGUGGGCCACAAAUGUUAAAUAUCUUGAGCAUAAUCUGCAAUUUGUCAUGCGUAUGCAUCCUUAAUACAAAUUACAUAUUUUAUUUCUUGUAAUCCAAAAGAAACAAUCCUAGGAAGGAUCAACCUCAACAAUUUAUUCGGACUAGGAACAUCAAAAUACCAAAGCCUGAUACAGCCGCACUCAAACUCUUGACCCUCCUUAUACUUGAACUGUAUUGGAACUCUAAUUCCUCUUGUAUUCUAUAAAUACAGAGUAGAUUUCAUCUGCUCAGUAACAAAGUUACGCAGCAGGCACAAGUAUUUUGGAGGAGCAGAGAAAACAAAUCCAAGGUAUAUUUGAGUACACUUAUUUCUUAUUGCAAGCUUCUUCUUUUUCAUGGUGCAGGUACCGCUCUAAAAAGGCUCGUGUCCACAAAUUCGCAAGCUGUUCCUAAGUAAUCGUUGUUGUUCAUUGGAUUCCAGAGGAACUACGCCGAAUACAUCUUGAUCUGAGGAGGAGGCUUUGCCGGCCGGCUCAUCCUCGAGAGUAGAACGGCUGUUCUUCCUUCACCGCUCCCUCAAUAUCUCCAAUCUGUGACAAUAUCUCCAAUCUGUGAGAAAAAAAAAACGUGAUCCGCAGCAUCAACGGCGUGGAGUCCAGGAGCUAAUUCGGUCACAAGUUAAUGUUUUGCCAUUGGAGAAGAAGACCUGGCCGGGUUCUGAAAUUGAUUUGUGGCCGGAGAAGACGAUGCCUGAGUAUUUGUUGGUGCUGCUCGCCGAAUUGGUAGCGGCUGCUUGGUCACCGAAGGAGGAAAGAGAUGACAGAUGGCGUUACUGGUGCCCGAGGUCGUUUCCAGGUGAGGAGGCGUCUGCUGUCUUCUGGAGCUGCUAUCCGCGUGGAGGAGAUCCGCAGGAAGGAGAAGAAUGUCUGGCCAAGAUUCGCGUGGAGGAGAUCCGCACGAGGUCGAUUACAGUAACUUUUGGCCAGAGGAAGGAGACAACUGCUCGUGCGAAUAAAUUGAACAGUAAUUGGGCCAACUUUUACUUUUAAUAAAUUGGGCCUUUGGGCCUAUUUUAUGCUUUGAGCUUUCCAAUGAAUCCGGGCAAUUCUAAAAUCGCAACGAGGCC
Molecule: messenger RNA, 1177 nt
Organism: Cuscuta europaea
Lineage: Eukaryota; Viridiplantae; Streptophyta; Magnoliopsida; Solanales; Convolvulaceae
Source: the annotation of a GenBank genome assembly